Messenger RNA from Lymnaea stagnalis (great pond snail), 6798 nucleotides. Lineage: Eukaryota; Metazoa; Mollusca; Gastropoda; Lymnaeidae. The record is from the annotation of a GenBank genome assembly.
UGUCUUUAUGCUUGUGAUCGACCUUUAAGUGAUUAUAUCCAUCAUAAUGAUUGCUUGAGUGAUUGCAAUGUGAGUAAUUUAUAUACUUUCAACUGAUAAAAUUAUUAAAUUUUUGAAAUUUUUUCUUAGAAAUGAUCAUGUUAUAAUUAAAAAUACAUUUUUAUUUUGGAAUCAAAUUAAAAUAUGCAUAGCCUUUUUUUUUUCUUAUUUAAAUUUUUCAAAGAAAUAUUUUCAAAAAACCAACUCAGGGUUAUUUAUUGUCUGCAACUAUUUCAAGUUUCAUGUAGUAUAUACUGAAUAAAAAAGCUUUUAAAAAAUAUAUUGUUUUAUACACUUAUAAAGAACUAUUUAACUUGUUAAAAAUCAUGUUCAUUAUUUUAUUUUGUUCAAUAGCAUGAAAGAAACAAAAACAAUAUAAAUGCUAGACAUGCAUGCAGUGAAAGUUGUGAUGUUAUUUCAUCUUUGCUGAAACAAAAAUAUGGCAGUUGCCCAGCUCCAAAUGAUAUAAGAGGUUUUAAAUCUGCAUGUGUACAAGAGUGUGCUAAUGAUUUAAAUUGUGAUGGGCUGCACAAGUGUUGUGAUAAUGGGUGUGGACAAGUUUGCCACAAGCCUGUAGCAUAUCAUGGUAAUUUUUUUUUUAUCAUUCUGCAAAGAUUUUUUAUUUUGUGAAUUAUAAAAUGUUCUUUUAUUUGUUUCAAUAAUUCAAUCAAUGUAAACUUUUCAGAGUAUUAACUGGGUUGUGCAUACAUUUUCAUUGUAAAAUUAAUAAGUCACAGUAAAUAUUAUUUAUUCAAUUUAAAGAAAAUAAACUAUUAUCCAGAGCUAAUUUAUUUAUUUUCUUCCCUAGUUAUUCCAGCUGUUCCAACUGAUGUGCAAAUCACUGAGAAAAAUGAUGAUGGAAUGAUUGUUACUUGGAACACAACAAAAAGUUCAUCUGCGCUUCCACCAAUUGUUUAUAUCUUGAGAUGGUGGUGUAUGCACGGUACUCCUGUGGUUGUCCAAUAUAAGUUUGUAAGUAUUUUAAAACUACUAUUUUAGAUAUCUGAAAAUAUUUAGGAUUUAACAUUAAAAUAAUGAUAAAUCCAUACAUAAAAUGUUUUGUUUAAGUAAAAAAUUAUUCCUCUCUCCUGUGAUAUUUUUUCUCAUAAAGUUUUUCACUUUAGAAGACAAAUUAACAUGCAGGAUAAGAAAUAAAUUAAAUCAAAUUUUUUUACAAUUUUAUCUACAGACAACUAACAAAAGGGCAAAACUAAAAGGCCAUCCCUUAAUUCAACCUGAAUCAAAAUGUAAUUUUAUGGUUGCUGCGAUAAAUAUUCAUGGAUCAGAGGGAUUCACCAAGGUCAAGGCAUAUACAAAAGGUCAGCUCCGCAACAGCAGGAGGCUAGCAAUGACUACACUAAUAUUGAACUUUAGAUGCAUGAUAUUAGAUUAUAUCAUAAUUUUAUUUCUAAUUUUUUUUCGGGGGGGAUUUAUUUAUGUAAAUCCUAUUUUUUUUACACGUUAAAGUCAAUUUUAUUGAAUCUUGAAGGAUUUCUCAAGCCAUCCCAACCUUUAAAUCUGGAACAUGUGAGAACCAAGCUACAAGAUGGCAAGGCUGAAAUAACAAUUAGAUGGCUGCCUCCACAGCAUACAGAUGGGCUCCCAGUUACUAGAUACAAGGUAAAAACCUUAAUAAACUGUUCAAUUAUACGGCUACUUUCAGUUGCCAAUUUUCAGCCAUGUCAUUAAUUUUUUUAGCUGAUAAACUUACUGUAGAUUAUGAGUUGAGAAAAUAGGUCAUCAAAAUAUUGAUAAACAUUGUUUGAAUUACAAAAUUUCAUAACAACAGACAGCAGUAUUACUUGGUGCCUGCGUAUUGAUUUCUCUUAGAAUUAUUCGGCCACCUUUUUCAAAUUCAGUCACCUUUCAGGACCACUUGCAUAUUAGCAAAAAUAAAACUCAGUUAUGAAUAAUUUUUUCCUCUAUUGAAAGACCCAUUUAAAAAACUGCUGCCUUACAUGGGUUCUUUUCCUACUGAAAACACUGGUAGUAGCUGGAGCUGUGACUCAUUGACAAAUAUACAUGCCCCUUUGAGAAACACAAGUUUCAUUUCUGUAUAUUUUGCGUAUACUGUAUUUAUGUUUACGCAAAUUGAUACUUUUAAUUUGAAGAAGUAUAAUGUUUGAACUUUGGGCAAAGUAACUCUUUUCCAAUAAAUAUUAAUUGUUACAAUAGAUAUCAUGGAGUGAUGGCCUUCCCCGUGGAUCAAAAAGCUAUGUUCGAGUACAAAUGCAUGAGAAAACUAUACCUGGUGACAGAAAUAGCUAUGUCAUUCCAAAACUUCAGUGGUGCACACUCUAUUUCAUACAGGUAAAUAUCUCUACAACUCCCUAAAAAACCUUGUUAAGCCAGCUUGCCAAAAAUAUUUUUUAAAGGAUUUUUAUAAAAUGUUAAAGAUUAAUGUAUCCAUGAAUGUAAAAUAAGUAUAACCAGAAAAUUAAAAUGCACUAGACUCAGUUUUUGCACUGCCCUCACACAUUUUAGAGAUUGAAGAAAAAGCAAGAUAAAAUCUUGUUUCUUAAUACUGAAAUCAAGAAUAUCUCUUUUAACUUGUUGCCAGUGGACAACAAAUAAAAUAGGUUUUCUGGACGCAUAUGACCGCAUGGGAGGGGGGGGGGGGUGUCCGGCAGUAAGAAGCAUUUUUGUUGAAACCGUUGGGAAUAGGCUAAAGCCAUAACUGAUCUAAUACCUCUUUUCCCUUGACAUAGCAGAAAUUAAUUGUUAAAAAGAAGUGUACAUAGUUUGAAGGAAAUCCUUAACCAAAUCCAGUGACAAAAUUUCUGGCAAUGGCUAAGCCAUUUUAAUACUUCAGUAAUAAAAUAACUUAUUGGAAUUGAGUGUUGGAUUUAGAGCAUUUAUUUUCCAGGUGCAAGCUGAGGUGAAAUGGAUUGAGAAAUCUCUUUUUGGAAAAUCAGCAUUUAUACACACAGAAGCAUGUCAUGGUCCCCAGCCUGCAAAGGAAAUUGGUUAGUUUUUUUUAAUGUUCUCUAUUUUAUCUUUUUAUUUUUCAAAUCUAUACUUUCUACUUUGUGGUGAUGGCAUUCUUUUAAAAUUGCAACUACUGAGCAUUUUUUGAGGUUGAUAAAAUUUUAUAGUCAGUGAUUGUAUGUAAAUUUUUUUAUUCCUUGGAUUUUAUUGCUUUAAUAGUAUUAUUUGGAUGUAUCGCAAUGUUUAAAAAAUAUUUGUGGAAACUUCUAAAAAGUGCACAGUUUGUUAAAAUGCACUCAAAAAUCUUUUUAAGUAAUUGUUAGCAUAUGUCAUAUCAUCAUUUAAUCAGUGAGGUUGCUGGAUAAUUUUAUGGAGAUUGCCAACUUGCAACAUCCCAUCUUCUUAGACAGUUAUUUACGGUCACAAAUGACCCAAUCAUUGAACCCAUGGAUUGAUUUCAUGGAAAGCUGUGUUCAAGAAAAUCAGUUUGAUAGAGAUGCAUGUGCUCUUUUGUUUCAAAUUUCAACAGUUGCAAACAGCUGUUGUGAAGCUUUUUUUUAAAAAUCUUUCAGAAAUGGAGAGUAUCUCUCCUGUUGACUUUCAACGAUUCUCCAUAUACAAUAUUACUGUCCACACACCAGCCUUUGUAAACUCCAAGCUUACAGCCAAUGUGACCUGGUUUAUUUAUCCGGGUGAGUAUUACAGACCUGUUAACUCUUAUGAUUUUGGUGUACACUGUAUAACUUUGAGAAAUCUUUUACGAUUGUAUACCAGGACCUGUCAGAACUACAAUUUUACAAAACUGGGUUAAAAAAAUAAAUUCUAGUGGUUUUUACUGUUUUAAAAAAUAUGUAUUAUUAAUUAAUAACAAAUAAAACAACGUUUUGGGUUGUUAGUUUUAGCUCCUUUCUAUAGCUAGUGGUGAAUGGACAGAGAAAUACGAUUGGCUGGGCACCAUCCAUUAUUAUAUUACUUACACACUGAGAGGGGGUAGUGUUUAGUUGGAAGCGUACGUGUGUGCAUGGGAGGUAUAAGGGGUCUAAACAUUUUUUAAAGGUUAUAAUGUAUCACGACUACGUUUGGCAAUAAUUGUCAUAUUGUUGCUUUGUCUUUUCACAAUAAAUUUGGUAGAUACAGCAACAGUAAUAUUAAUCGUAUUCAUCUAGAGACAAACAUAGUAAAAAUUAUAUUUGUUUGCUUCAGUGUUGUACGACAUACUUUUGUGACAUAAUAAUCUAAUUUUUCGGCUGAACUUAGGCAAUUGCAAAAAAAAAUGGAAAAAACUACAGAUUUAAAAAAAAGAACUGCAUCUUCAACUGCACCACAUAGCAGCGUUAGUUUUUUGAAAUAUUUUAUGAGAUCUAGUAAGCAUCAUUUGAAAUCUAUUUUUAGAAGUCAUUAAGCAGCUGUACAAUACCCCAGCCCUCCUCUUCCCUUAUCCCAAGACCCCUUGCUGUAGUUAUUAGACUGCAAUAUGUUAACGACAAAUUAAUUCAACCUCAUAGACUUAAAGUAGGGGCGGGCUAUUCACGACCAAUGUUCCCUUUAAGCUGCACCGCCACGCAGCUAUCUCACAGACGACACACAGCAGUUUUGAGUCCCACGCAGCAAAUUUCGAUGUAAGUGUGUGUUUCUGUUUGUGGCCUGUAAAAUUUUGCACACAAAAAAAUUGAUGCUGUAAAACUUUGCACACAACUGUAUGAUUUUGCACACGAACCAACAGACCUUAGAGGGAACAUUGUUCACGACCCGCCACAUUAAAUAUUGUGGCCCGCCGGAUGAAUGACAAAUGAACUUAUUUCUUCAUUCAAUUUGCCAUUAUUUUCAUUUUUGAAACAAAUUAACAUUUGAAAUACAUACGCAUAACUUUUUGGAAUGAUAUGCGCCAUUUCUGCUUUCUUUGCACCUUUUUAGACCGAUUUUAAAAAAUAGUUUGAAAUAAGUAACAAAUUAUGAAACAGUAUUACUAUUUAUCAACUUCUAAAAAUAUAAAGUAUCUAUAUAAACACAGCUAGGUAAGGGGACCUAAUUUUCCAUAAGCUUUACGAUUGAGUGUAGAAUAAUGCAAAACCAUAUUCAGGUUUACACAAAAGUGCAUCCCAGCAUUUUGAAUUUAUGAAAGGGGCUUUCCACUUAUGCCCAGGUGGCUUCAGCGGGCAUCCUCAAUUUCUAUACCCCACCACAUCAUCAUAUAUGAAAGUGACAAAUGACAGGCACCUUUUUAUUUUCAACAGUCAUCAACUUUGAGAAGUGACCUUAAUUUGGCAUGCUCUAAUGUUUAUUAAUUGUUACUUUACGAUAUUGUACGAUUUUGAGAUGGUAAAGUACCAUUCUAAGACUAUAAAGUACUAUUUUUGGAGUUCCAGGGUAACCAGGUCGGGUAUUGUAGUUACUUCCUUUAGGUUGUAGAAUAAUUGCCCCAAAAGUCAUAAUUAUUAUGAAAUACUAUCAGAAUUUCCAAAAGUUUAAAUGAAAAAAAAUUAUAAUUUUUUAAAAAUUUCAAAACGAUUUGAAAACUAAAUUAAAAGCAAGGCAUUAAUUAAUGUGUUGCUGCUGUGUCCUACAGCAUGAAAAUGCAGGUUUUAAACAAGUGUUCUGCUUUACGUCACAUGUAAAAAUAGUAAAAAUUAUUGUUAAUUCACUGAUGCCCAUUAUAUUUGCAGUUACAUGUCAAUUUAACCUUCUUCAAAAAUUUCAAACAAAUCACUUUGAAUAAAAGUUAAUUUUGUUAAAUUUUUAAAAAUCUCUUUAAUGGCAGGUUCCAAUGUAAAAAAUGUGAAACUUUAUUGGACACUGGAUGUGUGUGAAGGAGAAGCUACGCACAGAAAGACAAAAGUCCGGUUAAAAAAUGAAGCUUCUACAAAUGUAAGCAUAUUAUAGUUAACUAUAUCACACUCCUUAUUAUGAAUGAAAUGUUUUUUAAAGACUCAUUAGAAGCUAUUAGAUUUAUAAAGAUACAUUUAAAGUAAUUUUUGUUUAAUGAUCAUUACUUUUCUUUUUCAUGCUUUGACCAAAUAACUUUUUUCCCCCACAGCAAAGCUACUUUACAAUAAGUGAUCUUUUAUCUGACUGUGUGUAUGAGCUCAAAUUACAUGCAGUCAAUUUUAUGGGGAAGAUGGAUGAGGGGCGCACUGAGAUCUUUACAACCCCCCCUUGCCUUGCCACAAAGGGAAGCAUUGUCAAUCAGACUUGUCUCUCAGAAGGUAUGGAGCUCUUUUCACUACUUUGAUGUGUCAUUAAAACUUGUUCUUUAUGUGUGUAAGGAUGCAACUGUUUUGCAUGAUUUUUGCUCACAUGAAACUUGGCAUCAAGGUUGUCAAGUGUUUAUUUCCACUCUACACUGACAGGGAAUACAUCAACUACCAUGCAUACUAUCCCAUAAAGGAAUUAUAUUAUAUAAUUAUAUUAUAUAAUUCUAAACACAUACUCUGCUGAAUGUAAUAGAAUUACUUACUUGCAGGUGUCAUGAGGAAAUAAGCAAUAUUUUGUACCUGUUAGUUUUGAUUGUUACUUUUAAUAACAUAAUUUUGUAUUUUUAAAAUUAUAUUGUUUCACCUAUUUGUUUUUGUUUUGUUUUCAGUCACACCCCUUUUACCGCCAUUUGGUUUGAAUGUAUUUUUCAAGCGCAAGUUAACUUGUAUUUGUCAGGCCUUUGUGUUCUGGCAGCAUCCAGUAGAUCAGGAGAGUAGAAUCAGCCAGUUCAUAGUGCUCUGGGGCCCAAGCAGGCCUCCGUCUAGUCAUAAUUUUGGUGCCUCAUCUAUUGUGUACAAUUCUUCACCAUACAAAAUCUAUGUACCUGGGGUAGGCAAAGCACUAUGCUUCCUUUUUUAA